This is a messenger RNA of Meloidogyne enterolobii, 588 nucleotides long. Lineage: Eukaryota; Metazoa; Nematoda; Chromadorea; Rhabditida; Meloidogynidae. The record is from the annotation of a GenBank genome assembly.
AUGGAUAAUUGCAAAAAUUGUACAACUUGUUCAAGAGAAGUUGAAUCAUCUUAUAUAGACAUUUAUCCAAUCAAACCUCCACGACAAAAUGAUGUUUUGAGACAAACAAUGGUGUUACCUGAUGGUCGAUCGGUGAAAGUUGAAUUAUAUAAAGGUGAAGAUCAGAUGGCAGAGAUUAUGGCAUUAAUGAGACGAGAAUUAAGUGAACCUUACUCCAUUUAUACUUAUCGUUAUUUUAUAUAUUGUUGGCCGGAGCUGUGCUUUUUGAAUGUUGGUAUUGGAACUACAUUAGCAAAAGCUAUUAUCUGCGCUAUGACAGAUAGAGGAUGCGAAGAGAUUGUUCUGGAAACGGAAGCAUGUAACAACAAUUCUCUAUCUCUUUAUGCUCGUCUCGGCUUUAUUCGUGAAUCACGACUUUUUCGCUAUUAUAUGAGCGGUUCGGACGCUUUUCGGCUAAAACUUUAUUUGCCGGAAUCUCGAAAAGAAGAUGAGACUUCUGUUGUCGCUGCUGACUUAAUUUCGACUGUUUGUAUUAAGGACGAGGAGAAGACAAAAGAAGGAGAAGAAGAAGCAAAAGAAGCUAUUUGA